Messenger RNA from Paramecium pentaurelia, 1419 nucleotides. The record is from the annotation of a GenBank genome assembly. Lineage: Eukaryota; Ciliophora; Oligohymenophorea; Peniculida; Parameciidae.
AUGUUACAAUAAAAAAAGUAAUAAAUAGCACAUCUCAAUCCUAUUCUAUGGUAACCUUUAGAAAAAUUAUAAUUGACUCAUCUGAGUCAACAUCUCAUUUAUUCUGGAAUUAUUUGGAUUAGAAGUGAAGAUCAACAAUUACAUGAAGAAUAGGUUUCAUUAUAUGCUGAUAGGUAGAUUGUUAGAAUUUAUUAAGAUUGCAAAUUUAAUAAUUGUUUUGUAAUUUGAGUUAAACAAUAAUAAGAAGAAAUAUUCAAACAAUAAAGCUAGUAUAAGGGAAAAAUAAUACAGAGAUAUUUUUUAAUAGAAGUGCUGAUUUGGAUAAUUGGUUUAAUAUGUUGAAAAGAUAUACCAUUCAGUUAAAUUUUAGUAAAGAUUAUAAAUUGAAUAAGAGAUUAGGUUAUCAAGAUCCUUAGACAUAAAUAUAUUAGGCAAGGUGUUUUGCUAAUAAUAUUAAUUAUACAGUGAAGGUAAUAUAAAAAAAUAACAAAUUUGAUCCUAAAUAAAUACAACAAGAAAUUAACAUUUUAAGAAGAAUCAAACAUAAAAAUAUCAUCAAUUUAGUAGAAGUAUAUGAAGAUUAAUAUACAAUAUUUUUGGUUUUUGAUAAUUAUUUUGGUACUGAAAUGGUUUAUAGAUUUGAAGAUUUAUUAAAUAGUUAAGAACCAUAAUAUGCAAGAAUAAUAUAUAAAUUAUUAGAAAUUUUAUCAUGUAUUCACUCUUUGGGAAUCAUUCAUGGAGAUAUAAAAUUGGAGAAUAUAUAUGUGAAAUCUGAUAAUUUAAUGGAUAUAUGUUUGGCUAAUUUUAAUUAAGCUGAAUUCAUAGAUAAUUAAGAAAAGGGAAUCAAAGGAAGUGAGGGGUAAAUUUAAUUGAAAUUUAGAUUCUUAGUUAUUAAUCGCCUGAGUUAUUGAAUGGGAAGCCUUAUGAUCAAAGUAUUGAUAUAUAUGCAGUUGGAAUUAUUUUUUAUUACUUUAUUUAUCAAGUGAUGCCGUUUAGUGAAUCGUAAGAACAUGUAUUGAUUAUUAUAAGGCUUAGAACGAUAAUAAAUCAGGCUAAAUUGAAUUCCCUUAAGUCAGAAAUACUUCCUAUGCCAUUGAUUUGUUAAAAUAAAUGUUAUAAGUUGAACCUAAAUAAAGAAUUAAACCUAAUGUGGCUAUGAAUCAUGAAUGGUUUAUUAAAAUGAAAGUUUAAGAGAAAUUAUUCAAAUAAAAAAGUUUUAAGGACUUUACUCUUCCAACUAUCUUAGAAAAGUCAGAUAUUUUUACUUAAUCUCCUGGUUAAUAACCAAAAAGAGAAAGCAUUGGAGUUUUUGAGGAUGAAUUCUUAUUAGAUAGUCUUUCUGAUAGAAUGGGUUUAUUAAAAAAUGCCUUUAAUCCAUCAAAAAUGAAUCAUGACAUUUUUUAGAAGAAAUAGAAAUGA